This is a messenger RNA of Oppia nitens, 3929 nucleotides long. RefSeq names its product ankyrin repeat domain-containing protein 31-like. The transcript is spliced from 15 exons. The record is from RefSeq and is a predicted model, not a curated record. Lineage: Eukaryota; Metazoa; Arthropoda; Arachnida; Sarcoptiformes; Oppiidae. Gene Ontology annotation, cellular component: nucleus. The coding region runs from base 365 to 3895 and encodes 1176 amino acids. Gene Ontology annotation, biological process: negative regulation of transcription by RNA polymerase II. Gene Ontology annotation, molecular function: protein binding; transcription corepressor activity.
GUCGUAAGAAUUGGUUUGUUCCCGACAACCGAUAUCUCAGUUGCAAUCAAUGGGUGAAUGUAUGGCAGUUGUUGAGUACGCAGACUCUUCACACAAAUGCCUCUCAAAUAACUGCAACUCCGAGUCAUUCAAGUCGUCAGUUGUUUGGAGCCGUCGUUCGCAACGAUUCACACGACUCCUUAUCCAAGUUAUCAGCGCUUUUUUGGUCAUCACUUCAGUGACCAGAAAUCGACUCGAGUGACCAAUUGAUGUCUUCAACUGGACAUUUAUACAUAAGAGAAGUGAAAGCUUUAUAAUUUGGUGACCAUUACAUGCAUAACAAGCAUUCGUUUGCCUGCGGCUAAAGGCCGCACCCAAGACAGCCAUGUAUUAUCCCAAUCUGUUUGCGGGUGUCCGCCCUUAUAACUCGCUCAGGGAUAGAGUCGACAAUCCACUAGAUUUGUCGGUAAAACAAUCGAUUAGACCAGAGGCUCCCGAACUACUGAUGGAUCGUAAGCUGUCUAUGGCUGGCAUUUCUCACAGACCAUUGACGCAACAAAUGCCACUUCUGGACACUAUGUAUAAGCAAUAUGCCUAUGAGUCAUACUUAGGCGAUUCAUCCACGUGUGCUAUGACGGGUCCAACCAAUGCCUUAAUUGGUCAAACAUUGACAAAUCCUUAUUGUCCUCCGGUAUCAUCCAACUCGGGUGUUGGUCACUUAGGGCUAAUACCCGAUCUUCUACAACAAAACAGAGAUUCUUUAGCUAUGGAAGCGGCAGCAGUGGGUGCCUCUACUCUCACACCAUACACUGUGGAUGUGUCUGGUCUUCCAUAUCACAUGAGAAUAGGAAGUGCUUCGGCAGCUCUGGCCUUAAACAGCGCAAACCAAAGAGCAUUUUAUGGUCACAAUUCAAUGAAUCCAGUUAUUCCUCCACAUCUGACGGCUUCAUUUGGAUCAACUAUUCCACACUUUCCUAUAUAUACGGAUUUAUUUAAUGACAUAACUCGUCGUCCCAUUGAAACGGAUAAAAGUAUUUUCGGGUCAUUGGCUUCAAUGCAAUCAAUGCAUUCUCCGGCAGAACCGACAACUCAUUUCUCCGAACAUUUACAACGACUUCGAGACCAUAGUAUACAUCAAAACAAAUGCAAUUCUUUAUGUUGUCCUCAAAUGGCCACUUCUGGUCAGUCAUCGACAAAUAUGUGUAAUUGUUGUAAUAAUAAUAAUAAUAAUAUAACAAAAUUACAAUCUAAAGAUGUGUGCAAUCAAACCAAGAGUCAAAAGUUUAGUGAUAUUUCUUGUGCUCAAAACAACUCAAAUUGUGACUUAAAAUCACAUUUCGAGAAAAAAGUGCCACAAAUUGUUAACAUAAAAUGUGCUGCAAAUGAAACAACUAAUAGUGAUUUGUGGAAAUUUAAGUGUUCAUCAAAAAUGGAUUAUAAUGACACUAAAUUAGACACUAAAAUAGAUGCUAAACUAGACAAUCACCAAAACACCAAACUAGACAAUUAUAUUCCUCAAGUUAUCACAAUUGAUGAAGAUUGCAAUAAUGACUUCAUUGACAAUAAUGAUAUACAAAUCAAAGAUUUCAAAGUGAAGCAAAGUUUAUCAUUGAAUUUGCAAUUAAGUUAUCGUUCAAAAUGUGAUAAAAAUAGUGAAUAUAGUUGUAAACCAUCUCUAAAUGAGAAAAAUGUUAAAUUAACUCAAGUAACCAAUACUUGUCAACAAAACCAACUUAACUCAAGUGAUUCAAAACAUAACAAUCGCAAAAAUCAUGGAAUUCAAGCCAUACUCGAUAACACUAAACAAGAAGCUGUUCCUCAAUGUACUGAUCAUCAACAACAACAACAUUCAACAAACAAUAGUGCCAUCAAAUUAAAGGAAUUCAAAAUCUUAAAUAAAAAUCAAAAUGUGUUAACAAAAGAUAAAAAAGUUACAAAAGAGACUAAAACUGUUGAAGUUCAGUGCGAUGGACCCGAUUGGACACCAAUUGUAUUACCAAAUCAACUCAAAAACAAAUUACACAAAGUUAUUAGUGAUUUAAAUAAUUGUUCAAAUGGUUCAAUCAAAGUGAUUAAAAAGAAAAAGAAAUGUAAACAAAAACAUAAUCACAACCAUAAUAACCAUCGAAAGCAAUGUAGAUCUCGAUCGCCAUCUUCAACAUCAAGCAUAAUAUCUUCUCAAGAACUAAAUGAUGCAAUGGAUUGUCUUUUAGACAAUAAUGAUAGCAAUAAUUCAAAAUAUAAGAAGAGAUCAAUGCUUAAGUGUUUAAUUAAUUCUGAUGGAUAUGUGGCCGACAAGAUUAAGAAGAAUAGUGGUCAACACGACCUCUUUGUUUCAGAUCCAUCACAACUUGGAAGAGAAGAGAGAGCUCUUCAGAAAUCGUGUACUUUCCAAGAAGAGAAGUUCCCAAAUAAAAUCCUUCCAAUUUUCCCGGAAAAUAAACGGGCGAUAAAACACUUCGAAGAAAAAGUUAACAAACAAGAGAAGGGACUAAAAGAUCGUUCAGAGGAAACUCUUGAUUAUAACUCCAAUUCAGAGUCCGAAAAUGAAAGCAAUAAAUAUCAAAAAACUAUUGAAUCAGUUGUUAUUGAAAGCCGCAAAAGAGCACAAUAUUUGGAGUCGACAACAUAUUCUCAUAAGAAUAGUAAAGAAAGUCUUGAAAAUCAAUUAUCUCAACAUUCAAUACAUUCCAACAAUAAAACAGAUGAAACCCAAUCUAAAGAUAAACAAAAACACAAGAAAAGGACAUUUUCGAAGGUAAUGGAAGAUAAGUCUCAAUCGGAUGUCAAGUGUCACCAAAAGAAGAUUAAAUUGAAACAUAAAAAUAUUGAACCAAAUGGUCAACAAAAUGAAUGCAAACAGAAAAAGGCAUUGGUAAGUGUUCGUCGCCGUCGUUUCCGAUCGGGUCUCGAUAUGAUCCGUAACCCUUAUAAACGCAAAAAACCAAAAAUUGCAACAAAUAUAAUAUCAUCGAUGUCUUCAAAUAAGCGAAUCGAUAGAUCUAAUGGUUCGGUAAUCGACGAGAGACAGCAUAAAUCGAACUGCGAAUCAACGACUCCAUCGACAGCUGAAGUGAAGCGCCUUAUAGUAAACAAGGCUUUAGGCGAAACACUACUCCAUAGAGCCGCCCGAUCUAACAGACUUGAUGUCGUCAUAUCAUGUUUACAGUCCAUUACAUGUGAUGUCAAUGCCAGAGACAAUGCUAACUAUACCCCAUUACACGAGUGCUGCACUCGCGGUAACCUCGAGGUCGCGGCCCUAUUGUUGCGAAACGGAGCGCAUGUGGACGCCAGUGCUACCGGUGGCAUCAGACCUCUUCACGAUGCCAUUGAAAACAAUCAUAUAGAAGUGGUUAGGCUAUUGCUCGCUUAUGGAGCUGAUCCUAAAAUAAGUACAUAUUCUGGUGCCACACCAUUACAGUUGGCGCGCUCUAAGGCUAUGACCACAUUCCUCACUGGUUUUCUCGAUGACAUAUCAAGUGAUGAUCAGUUACGACAUGGCAAUGGUAUGUGUGGUUUACAGUGGAAAUUUGGAUCAACUUUGCAAUUAUCAGACAAGCAAAUGGCUUACAAUUUAUUUGAAGACUUGCCUUCAGAUGAUGACGAGUCAUAUGACUUCCUGUUUGAAGUCAGUGACUGUCCUUUGGAUGCUAUUUAUCGUUUGCGUCAUUCAAAAGAUAGCAAACAAUACAUGCGAUUAUCAGACGUGUUAAAGAAGGCCCGUAUUAGCAGAGAUGAGAUGAUAGGAAAACAUCCUAAUAUUGAAAUUACAUCAUUAGUCAGUCAUAACUUACAAAAUACUAAUAUCACACACUUUGUCGUCGAUGAAGAUGUUGAUGACGAUAAUGUUCAAGACUUUGUUGUAUACAAUGAUUAUAUCAAAAAUAUUUUAAGUAUUCAAACCAUUAAAUUAUGAUUAUAGUUUAUAUUAUAUUAUUAUUUUAUUGAUU